Messenger RNA from Cynocephalus volans (Philippine flying lemur), 1940 nucleotides. It is a transcript of the gene ZNF346, whose product is annotated as zinc finger protein 346. The record is from RefSeq and is a predicted model, not a curated record. Lineage: Eukaryota; Metazoa; Chordata; Mammalia; Dermoptera; Cynocephalidae. Gene Ontology annotation, molecular function: zinc ion binding; double-stranded RNA binding. Bases 1 to 594 code for a protein of 197 amino acids. The transcript has 4 exons.
AUGGAGUAUCCCGGGUUGGGCAGCGUGGAGGCCGUGGACGGCGGAAGGGCCGGGCCAUACAACAGCUCGGAGGAGCGGGAGGGCCGGGAACCGGACGGGGUUCGCUUCGACCGCGAGAGGGCGCGCUGCCUGUGGGAAGCAGUGUCCAGCGCUCAGCCGGUGGGGAGGGAGGAAGUGGAGCACAUGAUCCAGAAGAACCAGUGUCUCUUCACCGACACCCAGUGUAAGGUUUGCUGCGCCUUGCUCAUUUCUGAGUCCCAGAAGCUGGCACAUUACCAGAGCAAAAAACAUGCCAACAAAGUGAAGAGAUACCUAGUAAUCCAUGGAAUGGAGACAUUAAAAGGGGAAAUGAAGAAGCUAGACUCAGAUCAGGUCACCAAAAACAAUGACAUCAACCCUGGGCCAGAUUCCAAUGCAAAGGCCAUCCAUUCAGAAAAACUCAACCACCUUAGAAGACUAGAGGUGUUUCUGCCCAGCAACCCAGGUUGGACCAGCCAUGAGCCAGCUUCCUGUGACUAUGGUCAGCCCUUGGCUCCCUCUUCCUCCUUUCUUACAGCAAGAGAAUACAUUGGAUUGGGCCAAGACACCCUCUGAUUGGUCCAGGCAAAUCUACUCCUGCUCCUCCUCUUUGGUACGGAUCCUAUAGGUCAUGACAGGGGAGGCAGGGGUCUUAAGAUGACUUGAGGUUUCACAGGGUUAUAGUUUGGAGGAUGGCUUUCCUCCUUCCCUGACCCCUCUGGGUCAUAUGUCCUAAAGCUCCAGCACCUAUCUUUGUUCUGAAGGUCAGUUUGGAGCCAGUUCUUGCAGCUAAAGAACAGAGCUCUCCCUCGGCUCUAGGCAUCUCUGGUGAAAUCUGGAGCUUUCAUGCUAGACUCUGGCUAGGACGGGAAACAGCAGGUGGAAGUAGCUGCCACAUGGGAGCUUGGAGCUGAUGUGACACUCCCCUUCCCCCCCAAAAUGCAGGCUUUCCUAAGCCUUGGACCAGAUACUGGCCAGUUUUGCAGAACCAGUUGUGCAGGUUUCUGCCAACUGUAAAGUCUCCGCCUGGAGUAAUGACACAGUCUUGGCAGAGCUUGCUAAUCCUCCUGCCCUUUCUCCAUAGUUCCUGAAUGGUGCUAAGGAUCUGCAGCAACUGGGGACAAGCUGGAGCUGGAGAAGGCCUCAGUACUCAGUAGGAUCAUGGGAAACUCCAAUGGGAACCUUUAGUCUCCUCCAUCAGAGGUUCUCUGACCCAGGGUCAUGUGGGAAAGUCCCCCACAUGGAAUUUUCCUAGAUAGUUCCGUGCCCUUAAAGGCAAACUGCCUCAUGCCAGCCAGAUGAGAGGUCAUUGCUGCCCUUUGGCCCUACUAGUCCUCACCCUCCCCUUGUACAACAGACCACCCUACCCAAGUUGCUGUGGUGCUAGCCUUCCCCCAUCAUGUAUCAGGAGAUUCUUGAGAACCAGAGAGCCAGAUGGGGCCCCAGGGAGAGAAGUGGAGAGCUGAUGAAGGAAGCAGAAGUUCCCCAGGCCCCAAAACCAGAUUUCUCUAACUCUGCUGUGUUUUAUGGCCUGGGACUUAACUGGGAGUGAAUUUUUCCUUGUAUCUUUCAAACAAGAAUUCCAGGGAGUGUCACCAUCAGAAGCCCCUCUUCAUUGGGUCAAAGAAGCCCCUAGCUGCUCUUGUGGCCUCCUCCCCCCACCCCCAUCCCAUCACCUGUGAAAAGCCCUCGUGUAUUGUGUGUGGGUGUGUGUGCAUGUCUCUUGGUCACUGAAAUAUCCAAAUAAAGAAUUUCUCCCAUGAGCCAGACUGCAACUUAACAGACCUAGGGUUGGGGGCCAUAUUGCUAUUGUAUCUAGUAUAUCUACCUUGAUCCCUCAUUCCCACCCCACUCAGACCCCCAGGGCCUUCAUUACUGAUCUUAGUUGUUGAGACAGACAGACAUCCAGAUGAUUUGGCAAC